AUGGGUGAAGGAAUCACUUUUAUCUCGGAUAUGCAGAAGGGGCUGAUUGAUUCAAUCUCAGAAGUUCUUCCUGAGGCCCACCACAGAUUCUGUGUAAGACACAUAGAAGCAAACUGGUGCAAGAGAUGGGGGUCUGGCGAAUACAAGAAAUAUCUUUGGUGGGUAGCUUGGAGUACCUAUGAAGAGGACUUCCAAGAUCAGUUAAAGAGUAUGAGCCAAGUGGACGAUGAUGGUAAGACUGAUGUUGAAAAUCUGUUAAAGUAUCCACUUACUUGCUGGAGUAGGGCAUUCUUUGAUACUACCUGCAAGAACCAGUCAGUGGAUAAUAACCUGACUGAGUCCUUCAAUGCAUGGAUAUUGCAAGCCGGAUACAAGCCAAUUAUAAAGAUGUUAGAGGAGAUCAGAAUCAAGAUUAUGAAUAUGUUGACUGAUAAUGAAGCUGAAGUGGUGGGGUGGGGAAGUGAAUACAGUCCCAAGACUCUAAAUUUGUAUAACCAAUUCAUGAGGAUUGCACAAAAGUGUCAUGUGAAUGGCAGUGAUGACCAAGGUUAUGAAGAGACAGAAGUUAAAAGGCGGCUUCCAACUAGCAAUGAAUGUCCAGAUUUUGAGAUCCCUAACUUUGAACCUGAGCCUGACAUAGCUAUAAGACCAAAGAGUAUCUCAGAAGCAAGGACAAGACUCCAGCUAAGGCAGCAAAGUGUACCAGUUGCAACCAGACAAAUUGGAUUUGUUGGUGAUUCAAGCGGUGUAAGUCAUCCAUCAAAGCUUACUUUCUCAGCAAAAGGCAUAACAUGGUUGGGAAAUUCUGCCAUCACUGGAAAUCAGUUGAACAAACAAAGGUUGACCAAGUUGCAAGCAAUAAAGGAUAGUGGUAAGGAGCAGAAGUGA
Nicotiana tabacum (common tobacco) is the source of this 888-nucleotide messenger RNA. Lineage: Eukaryota; Viridiplantae; Streptophyta; Magnoliopsida; Solanales; Solanaceae. The record is from RefSeq and is a predicted model, not a curated record.